Solea senegalensis (Senegalese sole) is the source of this 560-nucleotide messenger RNA. Its product is annotated as cytochrome c oxidase subunit 6B1. The transcript has 4 exons. The record is from RefSeq and is a predicted model, not a curated record. NCBI's taxonomy places the organism in Eukaryota, Metazoa, Chordata, Actinopteri, Pleuronectiformes, Soleidae. Gene Ontology annotation, cellular component: respiratory chain complex IV; mitochondrion. The coding region runs from base 114 to 374 and encodes 86 amino acids.
CACACAUAUCAGAAUAACGACACACACACACAGACAGACAGACACACACACCCGGUAUAAAAGUCACAUUAAGAGCUAGAGCCAGCGACUGCGGCAAAAAAAAAGCGGCGACAAUGGCUGAGGACAUUAAGACCAAACUGGAGAACUACCGCACCGCUCCCUUUGACGCCAGAUUCCCCAACCAGAACCAGACCAGGAACUGCUGGGUCAACUAUGUGGACUAUCAUCGCUGUCAGAAAGCGCUGACCGCCAAAGGACAAGACACAUUACCGUGUGAAUGGUACAGGAGGGUCUCCAAAUCACUCUGCCCCUCGGCCUGGAUCCAGAAAUGGGAUGAACAGAGAGAGGAAGGAACCUUCCCGGGAAAAAUCUAACCCAGCACGCCAUUUUUCAAAGUGGCUGAACUUCAAACAUGUAAUCUUUACGACUUAUGUUUGUGUACGUGGUGAAAAUCACCACCUUUCCACAAGUACAAUGAAAACUGAAUGUCAUUCCUGUCCCAAAUGUCAUGAAAUGUUCAGCUAAUUCUGUAUUAAAAUAUCUCAGGAUAUAUUUAUGAA